CAAAAUGGCGGCGUACAAUCCAUAUGUUAUCUGGAUUGUACUUGCCACAAUAGUUGGCGUAAUGCUUUUGAUUGCUACUUURUACGCCCAAUGGCAGAAUAAGAAGAAAAAGAAGGGAGCCUCUCAAGGGAGGACACCAGUGGCUGUCAAUGAAAAUCCCGGUCCUGCUGGACGAAGGAGAGUAAGGAAUCGAAUGACAGGAGGUCGCAGGGCUGACAGAUAUGAAGAUGAUGAUGAUUUUGAAGACAUGGRAGAUGACGAGGUUGGUGGUGGUGGGUUUCCCUUUGAUGAUCAAAUGCCAACGGGUAAAAUCGGAACCAARAAGUUGAGAAAACUGGAGAUGAAAGCAGAGAAAAGAGCCAUGAGAGAGCAAAUGGAAGCAGAAAGAGAAGACAGGAAAGAACGAGAAGCCCUCCGAGAAGCUGAAAGGAAAAGAGAAGAAGAAAGAAGAAAACGAGAAGAGGAACGAAAGGCACAAGAAGAGAAAAUUAGGAAAGAAGAAGAAGAGAAAAGAGCUUAUGAAGAAUACUUAGCAAUGAAGGAAGCAUUUUCUGUUGAAGAUGAAGGUGUUGGAGAAACAGAAGAAGAGAGUCAAGCCCUUCUGCAGGAUUUUAUCAAUUAUAUUAAGGAUCAGAAGGUAGUCAUGUUAGAGGACUUGGCAUGUCAAUUUGGGUUACGUACUCAAGAUGCAAUUGACAGAUUACAAACUCUUCAAGAAUCAGAAAGAAUUACAGGAGUGGUAGAUGACAGRGGCAAGUUCAUUUAUAUUUCAAUGGAAGAACUAGAAUCAGUUGCCAAGUUUAUCAAGCAAAGAGGAAGAGUUACAAUUUCUGACUUGGCUGAUUCCAGCAACAAGCUGAUUAAUCUACAGUCAAAACAUAACCAAGUAGAGGUGUCUGGAUAAUUUUAAAAAACAUGGUAACAAAACAUUACAGCUCAAUACAGCCAAGCAUUCUUUGCAGGCCACUCCAUUCCAUGGGAUCCCUGUGUUAACUUAAUGAUUAUCRUCACAGGAAGACCGAAAAUAUCAAAAAUUCCGUGUCCUUUUAAGUAAGCUGUGAAGGAGGCUAAGCUCAGUGUUAUAGAGGUUUUAAUAUUUCAGACUUUGUCGGUCUUCUGGUGACGACAAGAYAGAGAUUCCAUUUAAAAAGAUAACGGACGCCAUUUUGAAAAAAGAUGCAGACAAGUCACUGGGAACGAGGUUGAACGAUUCCAUCAUCAAGAGAAGAGGAGAGAAUAAAUUGCUAACAAUAAUGAAAAUUUCUCCCAUUUUAUUAUAUACUUUUCCCAUUUUAUUGUCUAUAUUUCACUGAAAUACUUUAUUUUAUUGGUUAACGUCAAUUUGUCUCUUCACAACGCACACAUUGACACRCUGAAUAGUACACGUCUUGAAAUAUAUAAAAAUAUUAUCUAAACCUAACCUAUACUCUUUAGUGCGUUGCAUUUAGUCCGUGAAAUAGAGUGAAAACAUUAAAYCCGUGAAACAAAAUCUUCGUAAUUGUCAAUUUCGAGUGAGUCAUAAAAGAAAAAGAUCUAGAGUUAUACGACGGAGUUGUAGUCGUCGCACUUUUUAUAYCYCCAAUAAAGAGCUGCUUUUAUGUUUUCUUUGUAGAAACGGCCUAUAUUUGCUAUUUUUGMMARGAAAAGGCAAAWACGCYUAAGAAGSACGUGCGAGUACAACUCCCAUCAUAAUUUGUUGCACAAAAUGGUGUCGGUGUAGAUUUCCAUUAGUAAUGCAUCUUAGCAGUCGYUAAUUUUAUUGUUUUCUUUCGUGUUYGUUUUCAUUUGGUGGUGCAAGAAUAGUAAGGCUUAAAGUUACUCUUUUGUUCUUUAUCAACYURAAUCAACUAGAURGUCGUAUCUUUUUCAYGGCGGACGGGAAUUGAUUUUGUUUCACGGGUUUAAGUUCUUACUCAGGAAUCAAGUUAAAUGUAACGACUCGAACUAGGCGCGUCUUUUUUCGUGUUCCUUAUAAAUAGGCUCAGCUUUARCCGCAUUCGGCAAACCGAACGUUGAGUUCUGGAUCGCUGAGUUCAAUGUUUUUGGAUGAUUAUUAAGACCUGUACACUUUUUCUACUAAUCUUCUUGCUGCAUUAUUUCAGUAUCUAUCUUAUCAGUUUUAACAAAGUCACUGGUGAUUUGCACUUUGAUUUGCAAAAUAAAAUUUGRGCGCAA
Molecule: messenger RNA, 2175 nt
Organism: Exaiptasia diaphana
Lineage: Eukaryota; Metazoa; Cnidaria; Anthozoa; Actiniaria; Aiptasiidae
Product: DDRGK domain-containing protein 1
Exons: 7
Coding region: 5-904 (299 amino acids)
Source: RefSeq, a predicted model, not a curated record